Glossina fuscipes is the source of this 2197-nucleotide messenger RNA. Its product is annotated as organic cation transporter-like protein. Lineage: Eukaryota; Metazoa; Arthropoda; Insecta; Diptera; Glossinidae. Gene Ontology annotation, molecular function: transmembrane transporter activity. The record is from RefSeq and is a predicted model, not a curated record. Gene Ontology annotation, cellular component: membrane. The transcript has 2 exons. Gene Ontology annotation, biological process: transmembrane transport. The coding region runs from base 363 to 2093 and encodes 576 amino acids.
GCUGUGCUCUUUAACCCGCUUUUAUUUAUUGCCUUAAACUAAAGUAGAAAAAAUUGAAGUAAAAAAAAAAAGAAAAAAGAAAAAGCAGAAACUGUAUCCCUCCUUACAAUGGAUAUAAAAUAAAUCUGUGUUGAUGUACGUUUUAUAACCACAAUUGGAAAUUGGUGAAGAGAGAAGCUAUGAAGUGGAGAAAUCCUUAGAGGCACUUAGGCACGCUGCUAUCGGACUCUCUUUAAAUUAUAUAUGCCGAAGCAUAAAAUCUGAUUCAUACAGUUUGCGGCUCUAAAUUGUUAAUAGUUUUUUUGUUUUUUUGUUUUUUUUUUUGUAAUUGAGAAAAGUAUUAAAUUCAUAAAAAUUGAAUUAUGGGCUACGAUGAUGUGCUUAUACGUUUAGGCGAUUUUGGCAAAUAUCAGAAAAUUAUUUAUUUUCUUAUCUGCUUAACGUCGAUAAUAUGUGCUUUUCAUAAAUUGGCCGGUGUUUUCCUUUUGGCAAAGCCUGACUAUCGCUGCUUGCUGCCAUUCGAAGAUCCGAAUUCGAAUGCAACUGAAUACGAGUUAAAAGAAAAUAUCAAGCAUUUAGCGUAUCCUAAGGAUACUUUAAGCGAUAAAUAUGUAAGCUGUAGAUAUUACAACGUAGACUAUUCGGAGGAGUAUCUUAAUCAAAGCGAACCAUUUCUGGGAAAUGGUAGCCGCCCGUGCGAACACUAUGUCUACGAUAAAAGCAAAUACUUAAAUAGUGCUGUUACGGAAUGGAAUAUGGUCUGCGGACGAAGUUUUAUGGCUGCUGCCAGCGAUGCUUUGUUUAUGUCGGGUGUAUUAGUGGGCAGUAUUGUUUUUGGUCAACUUUCCGAUAAAUAUGGACGCAAGCCCAUCUUUUUUACAUCUUUAGUAAUACAAAUGACUUUUGGCAUUUUAGCCGGCAUCGCGCCAGAGUAUUUUACAUAUACUGCUUCACGUUUUGUGGUAGGCGCUACGACAUCUGGAGUAUUUUUGGUGGCCUACGUAAUUGCGAUGGAAAUGGUGGGUCCGAAGAAACGCCUCUAUGCUGGCAUUUUUGUUAUGAUGUUCUUCUCCUUCGGGUACAUGCUCACCGCGGCCUUCGCUUAUUUCGUUCACGACUGGCGUUGGUUGCAAAUUUCUCUUACCCUUCCCAGUUUGUUUUUCAUGUCGUACUAUUGGAUUAUACCAGAAUCCGCCCGUUGGUUACUUUCAAAGAAUCGUCGCGAAGACGCCAUGGCGAAUAUAAAAAAAGCGGCGCGUUUUAAUAACAUGGAAAUAUCCGAUGAAGUUUUAAAUCAAUUGCUGGAUGAAGGCACAGAAGUUAAGGAGAACAAAGACGAAUCGCCAUCUGCUAAUCAACCUUCAGUAUUUGAUUUAUUACGUUAUCCUAAUUUAAGACGUAAGACUCUGUUAAUAUUUUUUGACUGGUUUGUCAAUAGUGGUACUUAUUAUGGUCUCUCUUGGAAUACCAGUAAGCUGGGUAGCAAUGUGUUAUUAAACUUUGUCAUAUCCGGAGCAGUUGAGAUACCGGCAUAUACAUUUCUGUUGCUUACGCUAAAUAGAUGGGGUCGCCGUACAAUACUUUGCGGUUGCAUGUUAACGGCUGGUGUCGCUUUACUGCUAACCAUUUUGGUACCCAAGGAUAUGAAUUGGCUUAUAAUUGCAUUAGCAAUGAUCGGUAAGCUAUCGAUAACGGCUUCCUAUGGCACGGUGUAUAUCUUUUCGGCUGAACAAUUCCCAACAGUUGUGCGUAACGUGGGAUUGGGAGCAUCAUCAAUGGUGGCACGUAUUGGUGGAAUAUUGGCACCGUUUUUCAAUAUGCUCGCAGACAUUUGGGUACCUUUACCCUUAAUUAUAUUUGGCGCUAUGGCAUUUGUGGGCGGGUUGCUUUCACUACUGCUACCUGAAACGCACAACAGACCCACCUUGGAAACAAUAGCGGAUGGAGAACAAUUCGGCAAAACUCCAAGAGCUAACGAGUAUUUGGAAAAUGGUAGAGAGUUAAAGAGCAUUGACAAUUAUCAUGAAACGCAACCACUUAAUGCCGCUGCAAAAAAUGCUCAUGAGAAUUCGAACGGUCAGGAGAAAUAUUAAGUUCUUAAGCAUUUAUCAUAAUAACGCUGCACUACUACAAUGCAUUAUGUAUUAAUAUGCAACAACAAACAUACAAACUAAGUUUAUUUAAAACUAAUUUAUGU